This is a messenger RNA of Thalassophryne amazonica, 963 nucleotides long. It is a transcript of the gene ube2l3a, whose product is annotated as ubiquitin-conjugating enzyme E2L 3a. The transcript is spliced from 4 exons. The coding region runs from base 223 to 681 and encodes 152 amino acids. The record is from RefSeq and is a predicted model, not a curated record. Lineage: Eukaryota; Metazoa; Chordata; Actinopteri; Batrachoidiformes; Batrachoididae.
GAGACAAGAACGCACAGUUUAGUCCGUUUCAAACCUUCGUUACCAUCUCUCUUCUGGUGUCUGGCAAUCUGCUGGAUAAAGCAAAUAAAACAAAAAGAAAAACGAUACGACCUUCAGCAGAAGCCGUACUCGACACACGUUUCGAAGCUUCGGAGCAGUGUUCAGAUUCAGACGGAGCUCAGAGAAACAGGAAGAACCGAAGAAGACGACGUCGGUAUCACAAUGGCUAAGCGAUUACACAAGGAACUUGAUGAUAUCCGCAAAGCUGGAAUUAAGCAUUUCCGCUGUGUUCAUGUGGAUGACUCAAAUUACUUUUGCUGGCAAGGGCUCAUUGUUCCUGAUUGUCCACCAUAUGAUAAAGGCGCAUUUCGAAUUGAGAUCAACUUCCCUGCGGAGUACCCCUUUAAGCCACCCAAAAUUACUUUCAAGACUAAAAUCUACCAUCCAAACAUUGAUGAGAAGGGCCAGGUCUGCCUACCUAUAAUCAGUGCGGAAUCCUGGAAGCCAGCCACGAAAACGUACCAAGUGAUCGAGAAUCUCGUUGCUAUAGUAAACACCCCUCAGCCUGAACAUCCUCUGAGGGCAGACCUGGCGGAGGAAUACGCUAAAGACCGUGCAAAAUUCCUGAAGACUGCAGAGGAGCACACAAAGAAAUACAGUGAAAAGCGACCUGUAGACUGACAGCACUGACCCAGUCUAAGAUGCUGGCCUUUGCUUUCCGUUUUCCUCUUUAAAGACCCUGUUGUGACUCUAUUCUGGCUCCAAAUCACACACAGAUGCCCCGUUCUCGUAUAUGAUUCUUGCAUCGUUUUAGCACACUCCCAUUACUCAUUAGCAGAGGCUUGACUUUAAUUUACUUUGCCAAAAAAAAAAGCAGGACUUUUUGGUGAACAGGCACAUUCUUGCCUCUUGGUGUCACCUUUUGGUUAACUUCUUUCUACAGUGUUUUUUUUUUUUUUUUAA